CAAAUUCUAGUCGCUUUUCAGUAGCACUAGCAGCAACACAAAAAAUAUUGCGCCGUAGUUUAAGUCCAGAAAUAUAUAUUUAAGACAGAUUACGGGGUCCUAGGCAGCUUUCUCGGGGGUCGUCGCCAGCCGGUUCAUUCACAAACAUCACGUGUGUCCCGCCUGUAACCGGCAGAAUCGUGUUUGGAUGAAACCGUCACGCCGUCAUCUCUAGGAAACGAGUGACUCUGCCUGUGCUUGAGGUCUCAGCAGUCUGGCGUUGUGGAUGGUUUGUCUACCUCUAAUCCAAACCAAAAGAGAUUCUGUUGGCUCAGAGCCUGUGAACGAGAGCCUAAAGCAAGCCGAGUAAAGGUGCACGCACAGAGUUGAAUAAAAUGGGGGCUGUGAUCCCAAUGCGCCUUUCUGGAAUAUGGCAGUGUUUUCUGUGGCCAUGCCGGAUGUGAAAGCCCCACAAUGUGAUUACUCCCCAGCAGGCUCUCCUGCAGGCUGCAGCAUGGACCUGUCCGUUCUCAGCUCCCCACUGUCUGCUUACCCUCAUCAUGGCGUGCCCCCCUUCCCAGCCCAGGAUGUAGCUCCGGGCCACUGCAACAACAACAAUGGCCUGCUCAGCAACCUGGGGGUCUACUGCUCCACCAGCAGUAUGCAUCCCCUUAAACAGCCUGAUGGCCAGUCUGGCUACGGGGCGAUGCGCUUUACACAGGGCUGCGUGAACACCGGUGGCACCCGGCUUUACCGCAGCCUGGAAAACCUGCACUGGGCUGCCGUGUCAGAUCCCAAUGCAUAUCCUUACAGAAUUGUGGACAGUGAGUUAAUACUUCACUGCACUUCAAGCAGCCACUGGUACGACGGACCUCCUCAGGAACCACAGGUUUACGGCUUAAUGCCUUCCCAUGACGGCAUGGCGAUCUAUGGCCGCCGAGGAGUGGUGAGGAAGGAUAUACCGCUCUUCCCACAAUGGCUUUUACCUGCGGUUGAGGACUGGAGCAUGAACGGAAAUGCUCGGAAGGGUCUUCGAGACAAGCUGCGGCUCCAGAGCACACGUGUGAUGGAGCCUCACAAGCCCUUGCGUCCUGUGCUUGGUAAUGCACCUUCUCCGCUGUAUCCAUGUGAUCAGGAUGUAGCGGUUCGGCCAUCAUUGCACAGGAAUGGACAGCAGGAGUUAAGUGCCCGUCGCAUCACCAGUCCCGAGGAGAUCAAACAGGAAGCACUCCGACGGCUGCAGCUCCGAAGGCAACGAAGCACCCCUAACUUGGCACUGAACUCUAGACAGGAGUCUAGUACCAUGAGUAAAGCUCAUACGGCAGAUCCCAUCUGCACUAACUCCACCCAGUCAACCCCUGAGAGGAAAAGACCCCCGAUAGGCCGCUUGCACAUACCUACAUUUGAGGAGUUUAAGAGAAUGAGACAAAAGGAGGCCAUUAAAAACCACAGGUCCUCUGAAAUGGAGAGUAACGACAAGCAUAGAGAGGAAAGAAUACAGACAGAGGAAAUGCAAAGUGCUGAAAGGAGAGACAUUGACAUCAACACAGCUCUGGAUUCGAACCACUGUGAAGCGGAGAUGUCUGAGCCCAGUUCCACCGCAGAGGUCCCAGGAGGACCCAUCUGCACAGGCCCAGUGGCUCGCUCUCCAUUACACCCUCAAGCUGCUACAGAAAGAGGCAAGGAGACAAAGGGCCCAGCAGGCCCUGGGGCCACAGAUGUAGCUGUUCUCCCCUUCCCGCCCCGCAGGGAGAGUGGUGAUGGCCCAUCCAGCUGCUGCCCGGCAAUCCUUCUGGACGGAACAGACCUUUCCAGCUAUGGAGCCAAAAUCUACAAAAUGAGGGAUGGCUUACUGGGAUCUGCCCUGGACCUUAUUAAAAAAAGCUGCAGUGCAGAGAUUGCAGCCGAGACUUCCGUGCGAUUGUCGCGUGAGCAGAAUGACGUCACUGACAUCACCGCUCCCCAGCCCAGCCAUCAGUCUGCCCACGUUGCCAUGACAACAUCGGCCUGCGGAGAGGAGGCUUGCACCGAGCCCGUGGGACAACGGGGCAAAGCGGCGACAGAAUGCGUUUCUGGGGCGGGCUGCAGACGCUCCAGCUCGGACGCGGCCUAUGAGCUGGCUGAGUCAGUGAGGGCCCAGCGUGAGUGUCGUCUGAGGCCCCACUACAGCGACCCCAUGCCUGCAGACGCCACCAAGCGUAAGCAGCUGGAGAUGAAGAUCGCUGCUGCGGCACGCUUGCACAUUCACCGCAGAGACAGGGACAGUGUGCCAGGCUCAGCCAGGGGCCGCUCGGAGCCCAGAGGUGAGGAGAGGAGCAGGGGCCUGGGUGUGAGGCGCUCAGCACAGCACCGCUGGAGUACCAUCAGCAGCCUGAGCGCAGACAGCGGUGUCGUAGGCUUGAAUGAUGAGCGUGAAGAUGAGGAAGAGCCUCGUCGCAUCCGCCACAGUGCCGGAGCCGAGGUAGAACGUGUGGACAGCGGCAUCGGCCCUGGAUUGGCUCGGGGCUGGAGGAGACCCUUGCCGUCCCUCAGGGCCUGGGACGCUCAGCAGCCCUGUCCCGACUGUGGACACAAAGAGGGGGCCCACGAGGAAGGCAUGUGUGAACGCUGCUCCAAGCUACGCACAGAGCGCAAAGAGGCCAUCCUAGAGUUUCUCAACACUGAGUCGAGUUAUGGAGAGGACCUGCGCAUCAUCAAGGAAGAGUUUUACUGCCCCAUGCAGAGUGCAGGGCUGCUCACUGCAGAGCAGCUGGCCGUGGUCUUCAGCAAUGUUCAAGAGCUCAUUGAUGUCAACGACAAGUUCACAGAGCACCUGCAGGACAGCAUCGAUCAGGCUUUUGAUCAGGGCGAUGAGGACCUGCAGAGUGUGUGCAUUGGGGAAAUCUUCUUGGAGUUUGUCAACAUGCUUCCAGCGUUUCAGACCUACUGCCUGCAGCAGUCCACAUCUGUCAACAUGCUCAACACACUGGAGAAAGAAAAGAGCUUCUUAGUUUACUCCUUUACAUCCCUCAGGAUAUUCCUCGACGUGUCCCAGAAUGACAACACAGCACUCAGACGCAUGAACCUGCGCUCUUUCCUCAUGGCGCCGCUUCAGCGGGUGACCAAGUACCCAUUACUGUUAAGUCGCAUUAGCAAGGUCACCAACGAAUGUCACCCAGACUACUCUCGCUUAAAAGAGGCCAAGAGCCGCGUGGAGUCCCAUCUAGAGCACAUCAACAUGAAGACCAAACAGGAGGGAACCGCCACAUGGUCCUUGCGCUCUUUCCGACGUGACAGUCGCAAGAACCGAGAAGUCAUUAACAUUGAGAUGAGAGAGCUGUCGAUGAAGACGGUGGGCUGGACACGAGAGAGCACACGCUUCAUCAUGGAGGGGCCACUUCAACUGGCGCAGCCCGCCGAUGGCCAGUGGCUUAAGAAGGGGAGCAAAUCCCUCAAAUUCCAGAACAUUCAGAGUUUACUCAUGGUACGCACCCUGCGCAAUACAGACACGGUGACUGAAGGGAGUCUGGAGACCUUAGAGACGGUGCAGGACGGUGUACUGGUGCUCAUCAAGGACAAGAGCAGCGGGAAGUUCACUGUGUUACGGGAGCCAAUCCAUCUGGCAAACUGCGUGGUAUCCACCGACGCCGACUGUGAAGACACCUUCGAGGUGCUGGACAUCCGACGCGAGGCCUUAGUUUUCCGUGCGUCUGACAAACCUCGCACUCAGCAAUGGUUUCGUCAGAUCAAGAGAUACGCUUGUGAUUUGGGAUCCUGGAGAAAGAGACGCAAUGCACUCCCUAAUAUCAUGAUUAACACGACCCAGAGCCGGUCUUGAGACUGAGCCCUCAGCAACACAUCCCUUCCCAGUAUAACUUUGAUGUAAAUAAUUGAAAAAAAAAAAUUUAAAUCAAUAUUUGUUGAGCAAACAGUAUUUGUGUGGGAGAACCGUAUCUAAGUAGAUAGUUAGGUUCUCCACCAAUGGACUUUUAAAUUGCAAGGUUUUACUGUGAUUUGACUGGAAAUUAAUAUAGACUGCAGGAGGGCACUUUGUAUGAGUGGAAAGCAAGUAAAUGACAUUUGGGAAGAGGAAAAACCCACUGUCAAGCAAAAAGUAAUGCCCUUUGGCAUACCAAAAUGAGGGCCUUGUUGGGCGCCUCACUGCUGCACUUGUAAAACACUGAUUGUACAACCAGUUUUCUACUGAAAAGAAAAGUGGUAUUUGUGAUAAGCACGAAGGAACAUGUUUGUUAUUGGAUGGACUUUAUGUGGACUUUUUAGUAUGCACAACAGAAACCUAUGGAAACCUGUGUUUAAGUAUGAAGACUGAGGUAAAACUGGGUUUUUUUUCGGAUUAUUGUAAUUCCCCUUUUCCUCUCUCUCUCUACCAUUAGCAUCUAUUCCCACUGCCAUUCAGGAGCAGUUCUCAUUUUUGUAUCACUGUGCUGGUUUACAAAACAGCAAUAAUCUUUAUUGUAUUAUGUAGCAGCAGUCAAGCUGUUUUUAUUCACAGGUAGCCAUAUUCUUGUGAUCAGUGAUGUAAGCAAAGAUUUUUGGUAUGUUUUCUCCACAGUCUAAUGAGGGUGUAGCACCAUGUAUUAUCAUUGCCACAUUAAAGGUUGUGCUGAAACCAUCUGUGGCAAUACAUACUUUAAAUAGAAAACUGUCAGUUGGAUGUUUUCCCCCAAAAAUUCUGAAGCAUAUAAUUAAAAAUUUUGUUUUCUUUGCGAUCUCUGUUGGGGAGGAAAUAUGUGCCUUUGUUUCUUUGAUACUGAAUGAGUCCUAAGUACUAUUUUGUUCAAGUUUUUCCUCUACUUUUACCUACGAAUCAGGCCUUCUGUCAAAUUGAGAAACAGAUGUAUCAUUUUUCAGUAGCUGCUAUUAUUUUCUGGCUUCCCGUUGAUAUACAGACUGUGCUUUAUGAAAACUCAUUAAAUGUUAACCGUUUUUGUUUGAUGCACUUUAACACGAAGGUCCUACAACUGGAGUGAGGACAUUGUUCUGCAGUUUACAAAGCUUUACUGUACUUUGUUUUAAAGCUUGUUUUAGCUUUAAGAGAAAAAGAACCACAGUUGACUUCAGCAAUAGCAAUCAAUCACAGUCAUUCUGGUCUCUCUGUAUGUAUAAACUCAAUAGUGAUGGGUAAAAUUGUCACGGUCACUGGAUUUAGGUGUUUAGGUUUCAACAUGAAUAUUUACCGUUUAUUCCAAUGGCACUGAUACUGUUAAAUAUAUCAUACUGUAGCUUCCACAUUACACAAUGAAAAGAAUUGAACCUGCCAGAGCUGAGACCAAUCCAGAGACUGAGACUGAGACCAAUCCAGCUGUUAAAUACUUUUUUCCAUUCUUAAAAAUCCUAAUUUAAUAUUUUUUGUGUGUGUGUGUGUAAAAUAUUGUGAAUUACAAUUAAAAAUGAAAGUAUCCUUCUCUCUCAACUGAUUCCAUAUUUUCUGAGAACAUUAUUAUGUGAAUCUUUAUUAUAUAACAUUAGUGAACAAGCGAAUGGUUUUCCAGUGGAAAGUUGAACCACCACAUGAACAUAGGCAUUUCAACUUCAAAUACUCAGAAAAGAUAAGAAAUCUCUCUCUGAGAAAUCUGUCUUUGGGGAGAAACGAAGAAUACAAAGCAAUAUUGCAGAGAAUUUCUUUUUAACCAUUUUAAGUAAAAGCCCCCCAAAACCACUGAAAGAGCAGAUAAGAAAUGCACCCACAAAGAAGCCACAACAAGAAGAGCAAUAAAAAAAAAAGUAAAUGCACUAAGAAUCCACAAACUAAAUAGGGAGAAACAUAAAGGUUGCCAUAAACCUUUACAAAGGAAUACAAAUGCGUUGUCAGUUUGUCCUUUGAAAACAUUUGUUCGGAAGGUUUUAGUGUUAUCUUUCCAUAGCUCUUCCCAAAACGACACUAUCUGCAGAUUUAGCAUGCAUAACAAUAUAAAUGCCAGAACAAAAGGAAAGAAACAUAUGAACCGAAAAGCAGAAGUGAUAAACCAGCGGUCAAAUUUGCACUAAUAAAUCACUUUGCUCUCAAGUAAUAAUCAAACAAUUAGCAUUCUAUCAUUAUUUACUCUUCCUCACGUAGUUCCAAACCUAAAGUUCUACUGUGCAUCACAUAAGAGAUAUUGAAGAUGUUUACAGUCAUUUUUUCCACAUAACUAAAGUCAAUGGGGUCCAAAACAACACUGGACCUCUGUUGACUUCGUAUGGAUAAAAACAUAUUGUGUUCCCAAGAAGAAAAUAAGUCGGACAGGUUUGGAGUGACAUUGAGGUUGAGUAAAUAAUAAUUACUGGAUGAACUAAAAUACAUGAAAGUAUAAAUAUGUACACACAGCAAACCAGUGGUUAAAGGAAACCACUAGAUGAUUUAACGAUUGAAUAUGUUUUUACGGCAUUGAACUAAACAGUUUGGCACAUGUACACCUUUGCAAGAUAUGUUAUGGUAUAAUGUGAUUUGAACAGAAAAGUUUUACAUUCCAGAAAAGUGCUUGGUUAUGAAACCCAAUCUAACAAAUCAAUGAGCAUAGGUGUGUGUCAAAUGUAAUAUUUCUAUAGUUUAACAUCAAGAAAAUGUCUUGAUGUCUCAACUGGACAUAAAGCCACAAAACAGGCACGGAACUUUGAUUUUAACAGCAUUUUUUAAGUAUCUUCCACCCAAAAAUGUUUUUAUUCCUUCUUGUUUAACUGCACAAUGAUUCACAAGAGACAUGGCCAAGACAAAAACAUCAAUAAUAGUAAAAAGCAUCCAACUCCCCCCCCCC
This is a messenger RNA of Carassius auratus (goldfish), 6713 nucleotides long. RefSeq lists its product as uncharacterized. The coding region runs from base 410 to 3796 and encodes 1128 amino acids. The record is from RefSeq and is a predicted model, not a curated record. Gene Ontology annotation, molecular function: guanyl-nucleotide exchange factor activity. Gene Ontology annotation, biological process: positive regulation of Rho protein signal transduction. The transcript has 9 exons. NCBI's taxonomy places the organism in Eukaryota, Metazoa, Chordata, Actinopteri, Cypriniformes, Cyprinidae.